CUUCCACCCGAAAGCCACAAAAGAAAACCCUCGGGAUAUGAAAAGCGCGGGAAAGUUCGCUUCUAAAAUUGGCGCCUCCAAAGGCCCCCAGCAUCACAAACCAUAUCUUUCUUAUUGAUCUCCAAGAUCUGAUCUACUUCGAUUGUCUAUUCAAUCAAAUUUAUGCGAAAAUAAACAAAAAAAAUUUAAAUUUCUAAAAUUUCUCAAAAGCUGAAGGUCUCGCGGCAUCGGUAAGAUGGACAUGGAAGGCUUAUCGGUAAUAUGCGCAGGCAUUGGAAUAGCCGAGGAGGACGAGAAUGGAAAUCGGAUCGGUUAUUCAAAGGGCGAGUACUGCUUAGAUAAUUUGAAAGAUUUGCUGAGGUUUUUGAGGCGGGAUGAUCCACAGAACCGAGAUGUGUUUAAGCAAGUCUGUAAAUGGAACAUUGUGUAUAAAGAUUUGAUACCCAUUAUGGAGCACUGCCAAGAUGAUAGGAAUUUGGUUCUUAAUGCUGUAAAGAUUCUGGUGUUCCUAACCAUGCCUGUUGAGCCUUCAUCAAAUGAUGUAUCACAGCAGAUAGAGUAUCUAUGGGGUUUGAAGUCUUCAAUUACAUGCAGUAACAUUGUUGCCGUCAUAGUGUCUCUUCUCGAAGGUCCACUGGAAAAUCUGGAAAGGGAAGCAUUCACCGAGGAUGACUGGAAAUUGGUGCAGCUGGUACUUACUCUAUUCCGAAAUAUUUUAGCUAUUCAAGAAAUCUCACUGCAGCAGAAGGUUGGGGGAGUUGCCAGCCAAUUUUUAUCAUUGAGAGAUAGAUUUCUGGAACUUUUGUUCCAUGAGAACGUAAUGGACUUAAUAUUAGUUAUAACCCAGCAUUUUGGGGGAUCUGGUAGCUAUCUUCGUCAUGAUAACUUGCUUUUGUUGGAGAUUUUCUAUUACACUUUCAUGGGUCAAGAGCCAGAGUUGAUAGCAAAAGCUCAUCUGAGAGGCUCAAAGGUGGAUGAAGACACCAAAGCUUCUCUUAAUAGUCUCAAGUCUAUCAUGGAGGAGGAAGAAGAGAAAAGAAGACUCUGUAGGCUCCGUAACUUGGGCCGUUAUUCACAUUUUAGUGGAACAUUUACACGGCUUACCAUGGAUGGUUCCAAGGCAGUUUUGAAGGGAAAACCUACUUCAGCUUCUCGUGAUAACCUGCUUAAACCACAUAAAGUUUCCCAUGGUCGCACUAAAAAAAUUGCAUGGGAUCAUGGGAUAUUACCUUCAACAAAGGAUAAGAUUUUGGAAUUGCUGCAUGACUUUGUAAAUCAGUUUUUAUCGGGGGGAUACUGUGUUUUAAUGCAGUCAAUUCGUGAAGAUAUUGAGAAGGAACAUCACGCAAUUCAGAAGAGCGAUGUCGUUGUUUUCUUUCAGGUUGCCCAGUUUGUUACUUCUUUCCAGUAUCACAAGUUUUCAACCUCAAAGGGAAACAUGGGAGCAGAUGCAUCUGAAGCUCCUUCCGAAACACAUCCUGAUAAAACAUUUUUUGGAGGUGAUUUAUGUGGACCUAUUGCAUCAACUAUGAAUGAGUCGAUGUUUCAACUAGUCAUUUUAAAGUGGCGUGAUGCGUUUGAAGGCUUGAAAGAAACACAUGACUACAAGUUUUUGUCUGCAUCUGCUAGUCUUAUGAAAAUUAUGAUUUGCAUGCUUGAUUUGGUGCUUAAAUUAUUGCCAGAAGACUUUAAGGAGCCUCAAACAGCUCGCAUCCUUCUUUACAAGUUAUUUUAUGAUCAAACCGAUCAAGGAAUGACUCAAUUCCUUUUAAAUUUGCUCAAAUCAUUUGACACUCACAAGCAACCCAAGAGUUAUCUUGCAGAUUUGAUCGAGAUAAUUUAUAAAAUCUUACGUCUCAUGGAGAAUCUUCAAGCACGUGGAACUUUGAGGGUUUCUAAAAAAUUAAGGAGGGUGAGAAAGAAGAAAGAUUCAAGUGACAAGGCAAAAGAAAUUGAUACCUUAGGCGAACAUCCUACGGUUCAGAAUGAGACCAGCAUCUCUUGUGCUGAGCCAUCAGCAGAAAUGAGUAAUGCGAACCAGGGAAUUCUAGAUACAAGUUCGCAUGAAAAACAAGACAUCAGUAUUCCUUCUCAUGCCGAUGAAAGUGAAAUGUUGAUGAUGGAGAAGGACAACACCGGAGUCAGCUUGCCACAGAAGAUGGAUAUCAAGAACUCCGGUUUUGCAAAUGAUGAUCUCAAUGGUGCAGGUGAUUCUUCUGGUGAUGAGCAGGUUGCUACGACUGAUGAAGUUGAUUUUAAGGUGUCAACUUUAGUUUCUGCUUUUGCAAACAACAGUAUCAUUCAGAGACUGUGUUGGUUGCUGAAGUUUUAUAAGAAUAAUUCCACAACUACAAAUCACUACAUAAUAAGCAUGUUGAAGAGGAUAAGUGAUGAUUUGGAGCUCUCUCCAAUGCUGUAUCAGUUAUCACUUCUUACCAUAUUCUACGAUAUCCUGGAUGAGCAGAAGUCAUGUCCGUGCAAAGAAUAUGCAAACAUUGUUGAUUUCCUGACAACUUUGGUUAGAAAGAUGCUAAAGAAAAUGAAAAAUCAACCCCUUCUUUUUGUGGAAAUUCUCUUCUGGAAGACUCGCAAAGAAUGUCAUUAUAUCAAUGCUGAAUAUUUACUGCAUGAGCUUGGCCACAUGAAGAAAGAAAGUAGAAACUGGGAAAACAGUACUGGUGAUGGAGUUAUUGGCUCAUCACGGGCCAAGGAAUGGACUCGUAGAAGCAUAGCGGAUGCACUUGGUGAAGAUGAAGCUGAUGUUGUGAUCGAUGAGCUCCGAAAUGACAAUGAUGAAGAGAAUAUUGGCAAAGUGAAGGGAGGCAUGGCAUCUACUUCAGACAAUGAGUUUGAUGUAGAAGAAAAUUGUGAUAAUGGGGGAAAAUCCAUGGAUCAUGAACCUGAAAUGGUUACUAAGAAGAAGAGAAGACUUGUUCUCGGAAGUGAGCUGGAUGGAAAAAUAAAGCAUCUAUACUACAAGUUCAAGAAUGAACAAAAUUGCAUUCGACUAAUAGCAAAGGAAGUAGAUCCUGAUGGCAAAGUAUCUCCGGCUCAAAUUUCCAAUAGGCUUAAACAGCUUGGACUUAAACCUGCAACCAGAAAAAGGAUGCGCCAUACUGAUGAACCUGACGCGGACGAAAGAGCGGAGAAAGCAGUACACUCAAAUGAUUUGGAGGAAAGUUUGUCGAGUCGACCUGUAAACGGAAGAAAAAGAAUCCGCGCCUCUGGUGAAGCUGAGGAAGCGAAAAUUAGAGCUUUGUACGAGCAAUUCAAAGAUCAUAUGAAGUGCAACCACAUGAUUGCAAAUGCUCUGGACGAAGAUGGUAAGUUUACUGCAUCCCAAGUUUCUCGUAAGCUUAAACAGCUUGGCCUACGUGUUCCUCGGCAGAAGAAGUUAGAAACCAGCAUACAACUGAGGGAUGAGGAUCUUAAUGACUUUUCUAUGGACAAAUCAAAUGAGUCUGAUGAUGAAACAUUGUUAUCGUUGAUAAACAGGAGGAAGAAGAGGGAGGAUAGCAAUCGAGAGGUUGAGGAACAGACAGCUAGAGAAGAUGAUUCUGAUGAUAAAAUCUUAAGCUCUGUUCUCAAAUCCCUUUCUAAGUCAAAGGAUGCAAAGCAUAAAGCUGUCUCAACUCAGGGGACGGUAAAUGACAAUGACUUCAAAAAUGGAUCCAGGGAUGUUGUUGAAGAACGGGAUGUGAGCAAGCAAUCCAGAGUAUUGGAGCGUGCAGAAAUUGGAGAGGGUAUUGCUUUCAACCACAUUAGUCCGAAUGACUCUAGAGAAGCUGAAGUGACUGGCAAUGGCAGUGGAAGUACAUUAGGUGAUUUGCCUGUCAACAAUUUAUAUGAUUUGCCACAUCAGCAAGUGGACGAUGAGUUGGCAGAUUUUGAGGAUGAAGUGGAUUAUAGUGGGGUCUCAAAUAGUACCGCAAGUAGAAGGAAAUUGAGGAUGGUACUUGAUGUUGAUGAUGAUGAUGAUGACUGAGAUGGAAGCAUACCUCUGGUAGCUGAGAGCACAGGCAUUUUGGUAUAUGUGGAAGGUGAAAGUUGCUUUGGUCAACUGCUUGCACGUUUUCGUGUCUCAAUAUCUGGUGGGCUAGCUGUAAUCCGCUUGUAUUAUUGUGUAUAUAUUUUUUUAAAAGAAAUACUUUAAUCUUCUAAAUCACAUAUCCUUGAAUUUAGGGUACAAAAACAUUUGAAGUUGUUUUAACAUAGUAUACAGCCCUGUAGAUCGUACAGGUGGAAGGAAUUAAAUGGUCAGCAUUUUUAGUCAA
Molecule: messenger RNA, 4274 nt
Organism: Ziziphus jujuba (common jujube)
Lineage: Eukaryota; Viridiplantae; Streptophyta; Magnoliopsida; Rosales; Rhamnaceae
Exons: 20
Coding region: 236-3985 (1249 amino acids)
Biological process (GO): DNA repair; DNA replication checkpoint signaling; replication fork arrest
Cellular component (GO): replication fork protection complex
Molecular function (GO): DNA binding
Source: RefSeq, a predicted model, not a curated record